UUUAGACAUGCUGUCUUGGCUAAUUUGAGGGGUCCUGGAGAGCUAGUCUUUGAGCAUGACUUCCCACCUGGUUCUGACAUAGUUGGUGACACACUUCAAGGUCUGAAGGCAGAUGAAAAGGUGGAAUUGGGCUAUUCAGCCGCCUUAGCGCUCAGACGCAAUUGUUCCUGGUGGCAGGUGAACAUUAGAGUUUAUAUCGAGAGAAAAUGA
Molecule: messenger RNA, 210 nt
Organism: Lindgomyces ingoldianus
Lineage: Eukaryota; Fungi; Ascomycota; Dothideomycetes; Pleosporales; Lindgomycetaceae
Exons: 1
Source: RefSeq, a predicted model, not a curated record